Messenger RNA from Dermacentor silvarum, 2833 nucleotides. RefSeq lists its product as uncharacterized. Bases 56 to 943 code for a protein of 295 amino acids. The record is from RefSeq and is a predicted model, not a curated record. The transcript has 6 exons. NCBI's taxonomy places the organism in Eukaryota, Metazoa, Arthropoda, Arachnida, Ixodida, Ixodidae.
UCCCCGACAUUUUUCGUUUCCUUUGCCGGCGCGCGCGAUCGUCCGUUUCACCGUAAUGUCGUCCCACAAAAACGUAAGACUGGGCCCGCACGUUUCGCGAAGCCAACGGGAAUUGCUGGUCGCAUUCAUGGAGGAGCAUGCGUACCUCGUGACAACGUCCCGCGUGCCCAGCGCGGAGGUUACCGCGGAACGCAAGAGCGAGCUGUGGGAACAAAUCACUGCCGCGCUGAACGCGGAGGGCCCGUCGAAGAAGUCGGUUCGGGGAUGGCAGGCUUUCUGGCGCAAGGAGGUGUUUCAAGCACGCCGUCAUGCCGCCGCAACGUCCGCAAGCGGUUCAAGCCGCCUGAUGUUCGGCGUUGGCGGCCGCAUCCUGCAGUUGGUCGGCACCUCCGCCUACCAUACCUCCGCGGUGACUGGCGUGAGCGAGCUUCUGUCGCAGCCGCUCGACGAGGGCGGAUUGGACGUAUUUGUGGCAAGCUUAUCGGUGGACACAAAGCCAGACGUCGCCAGUGGCCUUUCAAGUGAAACUAAUAUAGGCGCAGAACACCCACAACAGGCCGACAGCCAGACCCAGAGCCCAUUAGAUGAGCUGACUCCCGGCCCCAGCUCUGCUGAAACCAGCCAGUCCCAAGGAGCGCAACGCCGGUGCCGCAGUCCCCGUCGUGUGUCGAACCACGGACGCCUCUUAGAACGUGUCGCCGAGGACUGUGCAAGAACUGCGGCACAAAAUGCAGAGACAAACAAACUACUUCGUGGCGUCCUUGAGGGCGUGAGCCAGAUGGCCAGUGCCUCGGUACGGCAGGCUGUGGCAGCCGAACGGAUGGCAGCAGCCGCAGAGAGACAGUCUGAACAACUGGCAGAUAUGCUCCGUCACGUGGGUCAGCUUUCGCCGUUGCUGGCCUCGUUCAUGCAAGAAAGGGCCGCUGCAAGAAGACUGCAGUAGUUGCAAUUUAAAUGCCUUAAGGAGAGAGUUGAUUCUGAGGACAAACAUUUAAAAAAUCUUUAUUAUUUGCGUGACGGUGCUGAAAACGUUCAGAUAUGUGCAAUUUUAUGUGUUUAUAUUCAAUAUGAGGUUCACUUUCGUUACAAUUAUUUUGUUCCACAUUUGUGCAAGUUUCAUUUGCACAACUUUCUGGAAAAAAAGAUUGCGAUAAACCUAUUCAGAUCUCACUGAACAGGCUAUCAUCAGCUUCUCCCUGAUGCAAGAAAUACAGUAAGAUCAGCCUUAUAGCUAUUAUAAGGACAUUAAAAAAAGCGCACGUUUUCAGCACCAUACCUUAAUGAAUCAGGUUGUAAUGGUUUUUCUUCACCUAGGAACCAAAAUUUCCUCUUAAAUUCCGACUAUGCGCAUCAGGAUAUUUGUUGUUAAGCCCAAUUUUCAACAAUAAUCACAUUUUUUUAUAUUGUCGCGAGAGGGAACGGCAAUGCUUUCAGCUCAGAACGAACGGCUGUUUACUUUCUUGUCAGGCGACAGCAACCACCAACGUCGUCUUUAUCAUCUACUACUAAGAGAGAGCAUGGCUUUGUGGUACUUUUUCAUGCACUUAAUCACCGUUGGACACAUCUGUGAAAAUUUGGUUUCAGAUAUGUCACCUUAUUCAACUAGCAACAGGUUACCUGUUGGCGGAGAGACAUUGUCACAUUGUGUUCAACCGACUCAUACCAUCUUUUACAUACACUGAAGUAUUAAUUAGUCUAGUCAGACAUCUGUGAUAAUUCAGCGAAUGCAGCCUUUCUGCGUCAUGAAUGAGAGAGCCAUUGUGUGUGUUAUAUGAAGCGAUUGAGGCUGGCGGCAUAAGAAUAUAUGUUUUUGAUUAAUAUGACAUCUCAGCCACUGCUUGCACGUAACGUUGGAUAUGAGAAGCAGCAUAUAUCAAGUGCUUCACUGUACCUGAUACGCAAGAGUGGUUAUACUUGCUGUGAUAUUGUGAUUCUGUGAUAUACGUGCGUUCUGGAGGACUGCUGCCUUACCAAUACAUUUAUAAGAGACUCAACUAUGUGCCUUUAAAAGGAAGCUUUAGCUUGAGGCCAACUCCGGUGCCGUCUAUUGAAGUAGAUGAAAUGCUAAUGAAUGUUGUUGCAUUUGAGAAAGCAGCUUAAAUUCUAGUGACUUCAGUAAGCAGAAUAUUGAAUUAGUGCCUGGAAUAUUUUGCAAAAAUAUUCCAGUUAAAAAAAGUUAGAAACAUGAAGCACAGCGUUUACAAUUUUGUAACUAUGCAUUAAAGACAGAUAUCACAGUUCUGCAAGCUACGUCGGUCAGUGCAUCUAAAUCGGAGGCCUCCGAUAUAGUUAUUUACAGGGGACAUUAAUUUGUUAUGAGAUUUACAGAUAUUGCGAAAAUUGCAAACAUAAAUUACUCGUAUAUUUCAGUUCGGGUAUAAUGUAUCAGUUUUUGUUCGCUCCGGAUGUCUUAUUAGUUGCAGUUUACAAAAUUUUGGUAUAGUUUCUCAUUGCUGAGUUACAGAGUUGUAAACGUGACAGUUUGGUUUCUUGAAAUUUCUUGAAAUUUUUCAAAUUCCUACACUUUUUAUGAAAAAAUUAAAUGGCCUAAAUAAAAACCAUACAGAUUCAAACACUGGAUUUUAGCUUUCCUCAUUAAUUGGAAUGAACCUCAUCAAAUUAUGUGUGCCGGUCGCCGAGAAAAAGUUCACAUGUGUUCACAUCUGUUCACAUGUGUUUAGAUAGGGCCUUCCGGCCGAGCUAAAGCUUUCUCUUAAUGCAGUUUUUUUUUCCAGCAUAACCGCAUAUGCGACGUUAGCCCUGCUUAGUGUGUCAUUUUUACGAAUAUAUCACGAAAGCACCAGCGUGUUACAUGGACUGUUUGACCAUCAUC